Molecule: messenger RNA, 1296 nt
Organism: Sitophilus oryzae (rice weevil)
Lineage: Eukaryota; Metazoa; Arthropoda; Insecta; Coleoptera; Curculionidae
Product: rRNA methyltransferase 3, mitochondrial
Exons: 5
Coding region: 16-1248 (410 amino acids)
Biological process (GO): RNA processing
Molecular function (GO): RNA methyltransferase activity; RNA binding
Source: RefSeq, a predicted model, not a curated record
ACCUAACCUGUUUAUAUGCUGUUUAUUAAAAAGUCAACAAACAUGGCAAAUUUAUUGAAAAAUCGAGUUGUUCAGCAACUUCAACACGUUAGGUGCCUACCACGAUGGCAGCAGAGAACUACAAGAGUUACAGCUGCUGAGGACUAUGCUAAAUCAACCGAUAGCAUAACUUUAUCCGAGCCCGUUUCAGAAGACAAAGAUUUUAAUCAAAAUACCGAACAAUCUUUGCAGAAAACUAGUGCAAAAGGCGAGAAAUCAACGCAAGAGCCUUUGUCUACAAUAAGUCAUUUGAAGGGUAUUCAGAAAAAAAGUGUCGAAGGGUUAUCUGUUUCGUUUGAUAAAGAUGGAAAUGUUGUAUAUACCAAAAUGGGAAAUAAUGAUAUACGCAUUAGCAGGCUAAUGGCAUUGGCAAAAUCCAGCAAUAUGAAGGAAAAGAAAAAAUUGAUGCUGUUGGAGGGGAAGAUUUUAAUUAGAGAGGCUCUUCAAUCUGGCUGCAAUUUACAAUAUCUUUUGUUUAGCAGAUUGAAAGAGGUUGAAUGUCUGAAAAAUUUCUUACCAUGUAAGGAUGUCCAAAUUUAUAAAUUGCCGUACAAAGAAAUUCAGUCGUGGUCUGAUUUAACAAUGUGCCCAGGAAUAAUGGGUAUAUUUCAAAUACCCGACACAGAAAGUUAUAAGCCUAUUGACCCUCUACCCAUAACUGUGAUUUGCGACAAUGUUAGAGAACCCAGCAAUUUAGGAUCCAUUUUAAGAAUAUGUAGUGGAGUGGGGUGUGAAAAUUUAAUUUUGACCAAAGGUUGUGUUAAUGCUUGGAAUACCAAAGUAUUGCGAACUGGUAGUGGGGCUCAUUUCAAGUUACACAUCGUUAACAAAACCAACUGGAGCGACAUUAUAGCUGCACUACCUGACAACUAUAGUUUAUUUAUAGCCGAUAAUAAUGUGGAGCGUCUUUCAGGGGGCACAGAUAAAUCAAUACCAGUCUUGCCUUAUUACUCUGUUAACUUUAAGAUGUCGAAACAUAUUGUUUUAAUAUUAGGUGGUGAAACGCAUGGUAUAAGUCCUGAAUCCUACGCACUAGCUGAAGAAAAGAAAGGAAUUCGUCUAAAUAUUCCUUUACACAAUGAUUUAGAUAGCUUAAAUACAAGUAUAGCCUUAGGAAUUAUUAUCUUCGAAGUCAAACGUCAAUUGAGCAAUUUACACACUGACAAUCUACAUUACGAUAUAAGGGAUAUCUGUACAAAUAAUUUAUAAUUUUUUUUUUCAUGUUAUUAAGAUCAAUAAAUAAGAUGUUUAUAUGUA